AUGUGGCCGCGGUUCAACCGCGUCACCUACCACAUCCUGCGCUGGCCCAUCCUCGUGGUCGUCUACGCGUUCGUCUUCGUCGAACUCUUGUUCUACUGCGCGCUGCGGCUCUUCGUCGCCUUCGCGGAGUUCGCCGUCGCGACGCCCAAGCACCGCGAGCUCCGCCACGCCCUGCGCCACUCCAAGGACUACGAGACCUGGCUCGCCUGCGCGCGCGCGCUCGACUCGUCGAAAGGGGUCGCCGUCUGGCAGAGCGACCUCCGGUCGACGCGCUACAACUGGCCCUUCGUCAAGGGUUUGAUCGCGCAGCUGCGCGAGGCGCGGGCCUCGGACGACUGGCGCGCCGUCGCCGUCGCGCUGCGCCUGUGCUCGCGGCCCAACGUCGGGGGCAUCAUGGCGCCGCAGCUCUUCUCCGCCACGCACACGGGCGACCCGAAAUUGGUCGUGACGGACUUUGUGGAGGAGAUCGCCGCGAGCGUGCGCUGGCUCACGGCCUACGCGUUGGCGUCGAACGACGCCGCGUGCGUGUCGACGGCGCGCGAGCUCCUCGGCGCGGCGCGCGAGUCCUACGGCCGCACGGUGCUGAGCCUCUCCGGCGGCGGCGCGCUCGGCACCUACCACUUCGGCGUCGUGCGCGCGCUGCUCACGGAGGACAUGCUCCCGGAGACGAUCUGCGGCACGUCGGCCGGGUCCAUCAUCUCCGUCUUCGCGUGCUGCCGCACGCGGGCGGAGCUCGAGGAGGAUUUGUACGACGACGCGAAGCUCGUGCGCUACCUGCGGUGCUUCGACCGGUCGCCCUGGGCGUGCGUCAAAUCGUUCCUCAAGACGGGCCACGCCUACGACGGCGGCGAGUGGAUGGACAUUGCCAAGUGGUUCGCGAACGACCGGCCCGAGGGCGUUUUGAACAUGACCUUCGCCGAGGCCUACGCGCGCUCCAAGAAGAAGCUCGCCAUCACGGUCCACGCCAAGGGCAAGCGCGCGCCGCCCGUGCUCCUGACGCACCUGACGUCGCCGCACGUGACGAUCGUCUCCGCCGUCGUCGCGACCGCGGCCGUCCCUCUGCUCAUCGCGCCCCAGGUGCUCCUCGAGAAGGACCCGGAGACGGGCGUCGUCGCGCCCCAGGCCGGCGGCGAGGCCUACAUCGACGGGUCCAUCGUCCACGACAUCCCCACCGUCGGCCUCAAGGAGGCGUUCAACGCAAAGUUCGUCGUCGCCUCGCAGGUGAACCCCCACUUCCAGCCCAUGCUCUACUCGACGCACGGCGCCGCGGGCGAGCCCUGCCGCUGGAGCCCGUCCUUCGGCGCGCUGAGCUCGGAAGACGCGUGGCGCGGCGGCUUCGUCCUCGCGGCGCUCGAAUUGUAUCUACGGACGGACAUGGUCAACAAACUAAAGUUCCUCGCGGACAUCGACGCGUCGCCGGGCUGGAGCGGCAAGAUGUUCGCCCAGUCCUUCGAGGGCACGAUCACCAUCACGCCGCGCCUCGCGCCCGUCGACUACCUGAACCUGUUCUCGAACCCGACGCCGGGCAACAUCGGCCGCUACACGCGCGAGGGCCGCGUGGCCACGUACCAGAAGAUGGCCAUGCUCCGCACGCGCCUCUCCGUGGAGCGCGCCCUCAACGAGGGCUGCGACGCGCUCCGGCCGAAGCCCGCGCUCGUCCGCGCGUCCAGCGACCACGGCUUCGCGGGCCACGGCGCGGACCGGCCCAGGAUGCGGCGCCUCGGCGGCGCGGGCGCGCUCGACUGGGCGACGCCGUCGACGAUCUCCGCCUUCCCGGACGUCGACGCGGACCCGGACGCCCACUGCUUCGACGACGACGGCCUGUAG
This is a messenger RNA of Aureococcus anophagefferens, 1827 nucleotides long. RefSeq lists its product as hypothetical. Gene Ontology annotation, molecular function: triacylglycerol lipase activity. The coding region runs from base 1 to 1827 and encodes 608 amino acids. Gene Ontology annotation, biological process: lipid metabolic process. The transcript has a single exon. The record is from RefSeq and is a predicted model, not a curated record. Lineage: Eukaryota; Pelagophyceae; Pelagomonadales; Pelagomonadaceae.